Rotaria socialis is the source of this 1176-nucleotide messenger RNA. The record is from the annotation of a GenBank genome assembly. Lineage: Eukaryota; Metazoa; Rotifera; Eurotatoria; Philodinida; Philodinidae.
AUGCUAACCUUACCGAUUUCUUUUUCAUCACCCAUUGUAAUUAGUCUUAGUAUUUUAACAGCCGUUGGUGCUUAUGUUCUAUUCGGGCCUGAUCUACAAGAUCGACGACGACGUGGUUAUCCCGGUGGAUUAGUUAAUUAUGGAAAUAAUUGUUUUGCCAAUGCUAUUGUUCAGUGUUUAGCAUCGUCGUCCAUAUUUGUUCGAUGGGUUGAAGAACAUCUACAAAAUAAUAUUGUUGCUAAAAUUCUUCUUGAUCUUAUUAAAUCCAUCAAUGGUGAGUCAAUAUCUUAUUCGCAAGAAUCAACUGUCGCUACAUUAAUUGAUCGUAUGCGACAACCAAAAUGGUUAAGUCCAUUCGAGCAACAAGAUAGCCAUGAAUUUCUUCUGUCACUUAUUAAUUCAUUAACAGCUAGACAACCAAUUGAAUCAAGGCGGUUUGGUUUUGCUGCAUGUCUUGAUUCCGAUGAACAAGACAUGGAAAAUUCCAUGAUGCCUAGUGAAAGUCCAUUAAUAAAACCUCAUCCAUUUCAAGGUUUACAAGCAACACAAUUACAAUGCACACAAUGUAAAAAUAAAAAUCCAAUUAGUGUUUCUCUUUUUGAAACACUUUCAUUAAUGAUUCCUGAACGACAAAUAUCAAAUCCAGGGUUGUUUUCAGUUCGAUACCAACGAAAUUUUACAUUACAAGAAUUAAUUGGAAAUUAUUUAAAAUCUGAAAUUAUUUCGAAUUUAACAUGUAGUAAAUGUAAAUCAAAAGAAAAUCUAUCACAUCGAAAAAUAACAACUUUUUCCAGACUACCAGAAAUUCUCUGUUUACAUAUUAUUCGUACAACAUGGACCAAUGAAGGUUGGCCAACGAAAAAUACUUCUCACGUAUCAUUUCCAGAUCAUCUUGAUAUGAAUGCAUUUAUUUCCCUAUCACGCCUAUUGCCUGCUAAUAUUCAUUCAACUCAAACAACCAUAAAGCCAUCAGCAGCUCUUUAUCGACUUAAUUCUGUACUUGUACAUUUAGGUGGUAUUAGUGAAGCCGGACAUUUCAUUGUCUAUCGACGACGGAUCAAUAGUAAAGAAUGGUUUUCAAUAUCGGAUGAUCAUAUUCGAGAAUGUAAUGAACUUGAAGUAUUUAGUUCUAUGGCAUAUAUUUUAUUUUAUGAAAGAAUAAAAAAAUUCUCAUAA